Messenger RNA from Pan troglodytes (chimpanzee), 1335 nucleotides. It is a transcript of the gene TUBB, whose product is annotated as tubulin beta class I. Gene Ontology annotation, cellular component: microtubule. The record is from RefSeq and is marked provisional. Gene Ontology annotation, biological process: microtubule-based process. Gene Ontology annotation, molecular function: GTPase activity; GTP binding; structural constituent of cytoskeleton. Lineage: Eukaryota; Metazoa; Chordata; Mammalia; Primates; Hominidae.
AUGAGGGAAAUCGUGCACAUCCAGGCUGGUCAGUGUGGCAACCAGAUCGGUGCCAAGUUCUGGGAGGUGAUCAGUGAUGAACAUGGCAUCGACCCCACCGGCACCUACCACGGGGACAGCGACCUGCAGCUGGACCGCAUCUCUGUGUACUACAAUGAAGCCACAGGUGGCAAAUAUGUUCCUCGUGCCAUCCUGGUGGAUCUAGAACCUGGGACCAUGGACUCUGUUCGCUCAGGUCCUUUUGGCCAGAUCUUUAGACCAGACAACUUUGUAUUUGGUCAGUCUGGGGCAGGUAACAACUGGGCCAAAGGCCACUACACAGAGGGCGCCGAGCUGGUUGAUUCUGUCCUGGAUGUGGUACGGAAGGAGGCAGAGAGCUGUGACUGCUUGCAGGGCUUCCAGCUGACCCACUCACUGGGCGGGGGCACAGGCUCUGGAAUGGGCACUCUCCUUAUCAGCAAGAUCCGAGAAGAAUACCCUGAUCGCAUCAUGAAUACCUUCAGUGUGGUGCCUUCACCCAAAGUGUCUGACACCGUGGUCGAGCCCUACAAUGCCACCCUCUCCGUCCAUCAGUUGGUAGAGAAUACUGAUGAGACCUAUUGCAUUGACAACGAGGCCCUCUAUGAUAUCUGCUUCCGCACUCUGAAGCUGACCACACCAACCUACGGGGAUCUGAACCACCUUGUCUCAGCCACCAUGAGUGGUGUCACCACCUGCCUCCGUUUCCCUGGCCAGCUCAAUGCUGACCUCCGCAAGUUGGCAGUCAACAUGGUCCCCUUCCCACGUCUCCAUUUCUUUAUGCCUGGCUUUGCCCCUCUCACCAGCCGUGGAAGCCAGCAGUAUCGAGCUCUCACAGUGCCGGAACUCACCCAGCAGGUCUUCGAUGCCAAGAACAUGAUGGCUGCCUGUGACCCCCGCCACGGCCGAUACCUCACCGUGGCUGCUGUCUUCCGUGGUCGGAUGUCCAUGAAGGAGGUCGAUGAGCAGAUGCUUAACGUGCAGAACAAGAACAGCAGCUACUUUGUGGAAUGGAUCCCCAACAAUGUCAAGACAGCCGUCUGUGACAUCCCACCUCGUGGCCUCAAGAUGGCAGUCACCUUCAUUGGCAAUAGCACAGCCAUCCAGGAGCUCUUCAAGCGCAUCUCGGAGCAGUUCACUGCCAUGUUCCGCCGGAAGGCCUUCCUCCACUGGUACACAGGCGAGGGCAUGGACGAGAUGGAGUUCACCGAGGCUGAGAGCAACAUGAACGACCUCGUCUCUGAGUAUCAGCAGUACCAGGAUGCCACCGCAGAAGAGGAGGAGGAUUUCGGUGAGGAGGCCGAAGAGGAGGCCUAA